CAAAUGUUCGAUCGAAUUAUGUGUGUUUUGCAUUAAAUUUCGAUCACGGACGCAUAAUUAUUUUUUCUUUUUGUUAUUGAUUUAGUGUACUCAGGCAGCUAAAUUAAAUAAAUUCAAUGUGUUAUCGUUUAUUUGUUGAACCGGACACAAAUUAUUUGUAAAUAUUUGUAGAACAAUUUUUUACAAGAUCAAAUGGAUCGAAAAUGAUGAUUUCACAAUAGAUUGAAGUAUUCAUAUACAAAAAGUGAUUGAACCCGCUAAAAAAAUUCAGUAGAAACAUCGACGACGACAACGACAACGACAGCAAUAACAACAACAACAACAAAAACUAAAACGCACUGUGAACAUUUACCGAGUCUCUUUGUGCAAUCAAAGUGAAUUCGUGUAGAUUUGCGUUUUGUUUUGUGUUAAAAUUAAAAUAUAAAAUCCAUUUUUUUUUCGGUUUGUACAAAAAAAAUCGUGAUGAAAUCAUCGCCAAAGAUGAAUGAAAUGCCAGCGUCAACUGGUUCAAAGACUCCGGCUAGCGGUAAAAAAUUGGUGCAAGCACGCCUUCCAUUCAAAACACUGGGUGGUAGUGAGCCACCGUUCACAACCUCAAACGAUACAGCGGACGUUGUUUUAGUCAGUGCGAACACACUUACUCCUGAUAACAAUCGAAAACGUAAGCAAAGUGCAACAAUCACAAAAGAUGAUGGCAUUCGUGCACCGAAAAUAAAUCGAUGCGUUUUGGACAGCACCAAUGAGGUCAGAUUGGAAAGUUCGGAAACGAUGGAAAGUGAUUUGUCUUCGGGUGAAACUGAAACUGUCAACAAAAAAACAUUGGGUAAUAAUUCAGAGAGCAAAGAAAAUGUAUGUGUUGACAAGUGUGAGGCUGACGACGAAAUUUUAAAUGACACUCGCAAAGAAACCGUUGACAAAGCUGAUCGUGCAAGUUCUACACCAAAAGCAAAGCAGUCUCUUGAGUUUGAUGAAGAGCGAUCGAAACCGCGCAAAUCAAAAAGACAUGAAGCGAGCAUCCCGAAAAUAAAAUUGCCCAUCAGUAAAAAGUCGAAAAAGAACAAAAAAUUAAAAAAAUCUUUGCUAAGCACUUCGUCGAGCGCUGAAGCAUCUAUGGAGGAAGAAGAUCAACCAGAAGAAGAUGCUGCCAUGGAUGUGGAUGCAGUCGAAAAUGUUGAAAGUACCACCGAUUCAGAUAGUGAAUCAAUGGAACAUGAUGAUGCGGCUGACAAUAAUGAUUCUAGCAAUGUUGCCGACAAAAGUUUUUUGAAUGAUUCGAUUCUUUCAAAUGCAUCCGAUCUUCCCACAACACCGGGUAACUGUAAAAUGACACCGAAACAGUUACAACGGCGCCUUGAAUCGGAAAAAAAGAAGCAGGAGAAAGAACGGGCCAAAGUUGAACGCGAGCGCGCUUUACAAGAGGAGAAAGAAAGUCGCCAGCGUGAAAAGGAAGAACGAGAAUUACAGAAAAAGCGCGAACGUGAAGAAAAGGAGGAACAACGCAAGAAAGAGAAAGAAAAACUACUCGAAGAAAAGCAACGCGAAAAAGAACAGAAAGAACAACAACGGAAAAUGGAGCGUGAAGAGAAAGAAGAACAAAAGAAACGCGAAAAGGAGGAAAAAGAGUUGCAGAAGAAGAAAGAGAGAGAAGAGAAAGAGCGUGAGAAGGAAGAGGAGCGAAAGAAAAGGGAAGAGGAAAAGCAAAAAAAGAUGGAGGCUGAACAGAAUAAAAAUCGCAAAACCGCAGAGGCUUUUGCCAAGUUUUUUGUUCCAAAGAAGGUCGAUAAUAAAAUGGAGACUAGCGACAACGAUGACAAGAUGGACACGGAUCAAGCUCAACAUUCAAAUUUCAUUUCGUUUCAAAUAAAAGCAGAUAUGAAAUUGGCACCAGUGACUCGUCGAACAAUUAACGGAGACGAACGAUCGAAUUUGGAAGAAUUGAUCGCAUCUAAUACGUCAAAGCGUGAUUUGUAUGUGUCUGAAUUGAAAAGUCAUACCAUUGUUCCAAGGAAAAGUACGCGCACCUGGCUGGAUGACGAAGAAUGUAGCACUGAUGAAUUAUUCAUUAUCGGAGAAAUUGACAGUCAAGGCGUACAAGUCAUGCAAGACGAACCGAAAAAAUUGUACCGAGCCAAAUUUUUCAAGUUUUCGGAAAAUCGGCGACCAGCAUUCUAUGGCACCUGGCGUAAAAGAAGCCAAACCGUUCGACCACGCAAGCCAUUUGGAAAGGACUCAAGACUGGAUUAUGAGGUAGAUUCUGACGAUGAAUGGGAAGAAGAAGAGCCCGGGGAAUCAUUGCAUGGAUCAGAUGAUGAAAAAGAAGCCGAGUCUGAAGACGAAUACGAGAUCGAUAACGAAUUUUUCGUUCCGCAUGGUCAUUUGUCGGACGAAGAGCUUCAGAAUGAAGAUGAAACUGAGAAUGAUCCAGAAAAUUUGAAAGUAAAACUAAAAAUAGCUCAAAAUGAAUUUGAUGACGAGCGAAAGAAGAAAACACACAAACUAAAACCAUGUUUGAUCGGUCUAAUUUGGCAAAAGUCAGAUGGUUCAAAACCAGAAAACUGUUCCAACCGUGUUUGGGAAAUAAUGAAUAAGCAUGCAAUGCUAUUCAAUGGACCAAGUGUGAAAGUUGAACGACCAAACAACCAACAACAAGCCGACGAUGACGAUGAAAAUCACAACAAAACGAUGGGAGUUAGACGCUUGAAUAUUGGCGAAAAAGAGAUACCCGAUUUAAUUCGCUUGAUAAAUGGCAAUCAAAACAGUUCCAAGAACUUAACGAAAGAGUUUUGCGCAUACCUGGCAAAAAAUCAUCAACCACAACGAGAAUAUAAUCGUGCCUGCAUCACAUCAAAAAUCAAAGAGUUGGCCAAAUGGCAACCAUGCCCAGAAGAAGGUCGUAUGCACAAAAAACUUUGUUGGUAUGUUCCGAUUGAAACACGUAAACGAUACGGUGUCAGCGAUUUGACUUUCCCGAACACAUGGUCGUACAUCUUCCUAUCGAAAGGUACAAAUGAGACUGGUGAGAGUGAAGGCGAUGCCAAACUUGGCGAAAACAAAGACACAUCGAAAAAAGAUGAUAAUCCCGAAAUCAUCAAUUUGUCAGAUGAUUCAAAUAGCUGUAGUUUGUCGGAGACUUUAACACCCGAACUGAUCAAACAAGCAUCGUCGAAACGAACCAACUACAAUAUUGCCAAGUUCAUUCGUCCAUUGACACACGAUGAAAAGAAAAAGCAAUUCGAACCGAUUACGUUGGUUCGUCGUCCAUCAGAAGAUCAAUUAAACGAUUUUCCGUCCACAUCACGGGUGGCAGAAGAAAAGAACAAUUCGGCACAAGCCAAAAUACGACAAUCCAAAUCAUCGUCAGAAGCGCCGACUACAAAAAAACGUGUGAAGGUUUUGAUGUCAGGUCCAGUUGGACAAGAACUUUCGCCAAAACUUAAAACCACAUUGGUUACACAGUUUUUAAGUGGUAAUUUAAGAAAGCGAAAAUCAACUGACGUAAACGAUGAUGCAACAACAGUUUCAUCUUCCACCAGCACAGCGGGCACAAGUGAUGGCGCGAAGAAGUCCAAGCUCAACAGUUCAGUUAUUGUCAUCGACUAAGGCAAACUUUGAAUAGAAUUUUGCAGAGUUUAUAGAUGUUUAAGUUCCCUUUCUUUCUCAAACCAUACAUCGUUUAUUCGUUAGUUUAGAGAAUAAUUGAAGUAAAUAAUUAUAAUGAUACCGUAGUCGACGAACAAUUAAUUCAUUCGAAAUCUACAUAAAUUAAUUUUUCGAAUUAGAUAUAUCUACUGAUAAUUCCCAUUGAAGUUGGUCUAAAAAAUGAGUUAGGAUUACAGUGAAGUUGAAGAAAAUAAAUAAAUUAAAUAAGCACUAGACAAA
This is a messenger RNA of Contarinia nasturtii (swede midge), 3879 nucleotides long. Its product is annotated as chromatin assembly factor 1 subunit A-like. The record is from RefSeq and is a predicted model, not a curated record. Gene Ontology annotation, biological process: nucleosome assembly. The coding region runs from base 463 to 3600 and encodes 1045 amino acids. Gene Ontology annotation, cellular component: CAF-1 complex; nucleus. Lineage: Eukaryota; Metazoa; Arthropoda; Insecta; Diptera; Cecidomyiidae. The transcript is spliced from 8 exons.